Caenorhabditis angaria is the source of this 3306-nucleotide messenger RNA. NCBI's taxonomy places the organism in Eukaryota, Metazoa, Nematoda, Chromadorea, Rhabditida, Rhabditidae. The record is from the annotation of a GenBank genome assembly.
AUGAGCCUAAAGCCUACUGCAAAAGGAGUUAUUGUAAGUUUUAAGAGAAUGGAAUAAUUUAUUGAAAUUUGCUUGAUGUUCAGAUCCCAACAACAUCAGUUCAAAUGAACCCAACAACUUCGAAAGGAAGAGUCCCGUUGGCUAUAAAAAAGUGAGUAGAAAAUAUGGGAAAGUUAUGUUAGAAAACAGGCAGGACCUAAAUCUGGCCGUAUUUUUUGGUUUCAGUUAAACCUCGCACAAUCUCCAGUAAAAUUUCUCACGUUUUCAGGAAAACAAAUGCGUUGAAAUAUGACAAGCAAGUGAAUAUUGAUGAAAUGGUCUGUCAAUUCUUUGCAAAAACUGGACUUCCAUCUGAUACUGUGCGAGAUCCCUCGUUUAUUCAAUUGAUUUAUACACUGAAUAAAGAAUAUUCUCCACCAACACCUUCGACUGUUGAAUAUGAAUUAGAUGCGAUCACACAUAAAAUAAAGGUAACCCACUGCAUUUCAUCAAAUUCUAGGUAUUUUCAUUAUCAAUUUCCAGUCUGACAAGCGAAGUACUGAUUUGACAAAAUUUGUUCAACCGAUCUCAAUCACUGUUGACACGUUAAAAAAUGGUCCCGAUGUAUAUUUGGCGUUUUCUUUGCAUUAUUUCAAUGAAACCACGGGUCGUGAAAACACUGUGAAAUUUAUGAAAAUGAGCUCGUUGGAGUAAGUUUAGAAUAAAAAAAUUCGAAAGAAUAUUCAAAUUGAAUAAAUUUCCAGAAUUGAUCCAGUUUUGAUUCUCGAUGAGAUUCAAUACUCGGCAAAUGAAUAUUGUGCAAAGAAAAUAAGAUUUCCGAGUCUGGUCACUGCCAACCCGGAAAUUGCUCAAUAUUUCCAUGAAGUUGAUAUGAUUGAUAGAAGCUAUGAUUGUUAUUUUUCGUAUAUCACCAAAUUUGCCGAUGAGCUUCUCAAAAUUCCAGAAUUUGAAAUAACUCUUGAUGUUUUGAAGAACUUCUUCAUAGGUGUCAAGAAUGAUAACAAUUUCCAAUUGCAAAUUCAAAAGUGAGUUUGGAAAGAUAAAAAUGUUUUUUGUAUGAUAGAUUUGUAACAUUUUCAGAUACUUUAUUGCCAACAAGACACAUUUUGAUUUUCCAAAAAUCCAACUAACAAAAUGGACAGAUGUUUCGGAAUUUUUGUCAAAUGUUUUACAAUAUGUGAGCUCAUAAUUUUCAUCUCUUGCAAUAUACUAUAAAACUGUUUCUUACAGCACCAAUGGAUGGCAGAAUUAUCACUCCGAAGCAUCGAACACAAAGUAUAUAUUGAUGAAGUUGCAUAUGAUCAGCUUAUGAUUCUCCAAACAAUUCUAGCAUGUUUGAGCAGUAGUGUUAAAGAACUUUCGAAAUCCGACAGUUAUGCUUCACAAGUUAUUCCACAAUUGGUCCGAAUUAGAAAACUUAUUUUGAAGUGAGUUCAACAUUUUAGCCUGAUUAAUAGUGUCCCAUAAUUCAGAGAUUUGGGCAAUGAAACUUUGAGUAAACAAUUGGAGGCUGUUUUUCUGAAAAUUCUUGAUCCAUUAUUGCACGGGUAUAAAAAUGGAGUUUAUGAUCUCGCAACUUUCCUUGAUCCGCGUUAUUCUCUGGAAACCGAUAUUUUGAGUUACGAAACUUGGCAAGGACUUGCAGAAUUUACCAAAAACUAUUUAAGUAUGUUUCAUAACCCUUUAAUUCUUUUCACUGACUAACAAUAAGAGUUUUUUAGUGAAAUCAAGUAUUGGAUCGAAAAUGUCGAAUCGCGAAAAGAAAGCAAAAAUCGAUGUAGAAAUGUAUAAUUUCCAAAGCAUUGUCAAAAAACAACGACCAGCAACACACCCAUUCAAUUGGUGGAAAGUCUAUUCAAAACGAUUCGCAUUUUUAUACGAUGUUGCCAAGACUUUUAUCACACCGCCGCCGUGUGCAGUUGAUGUUCAACAAUAUUUUGGGCCAAAUGGAAAAUAUAUGCGCAAUGAAAGUAAAUUGUCUUUGAAACAAUUUAAUAAUAAUUUGACAAUUGCGGCAUCGUUGGAAACUUUUAGAGGUCGAGGAUAUACUGAUAAACAUAAUGAGCUUGAGCCAAUUGCAAUUAAUCAAGGUUUAUUAAUGAAUGUUCAUCAACCGGUUAAAGCUCCAGUCAUCAAGAGAAAGAAUAUUGACAGUUCGAAUCCAGUGGUGUCAGUCACUCAAUCUUAUAUCGUUCAAACCUCUAAUCCAGCUCCUGCUCCAGCACCCAUUUUGUAAGUUUCCAAUUUUUUCAUUGGUAAAAUACCUUUCUUUUUUUCAGACAAAAUAUCGUUAAAGAUGAACCACUUGAUCCAGAUGACGAAGGUGUUGAUCUAUCAAAAUAUUUGAUGCAGCCACCAGAUGUGAAAAAAGAACAAUUAGAUGAAGAAUUUAUUGAUGGGUUAGUUCAAGAUUCUGAUUUUAUCCUAUUAUCAAAAAAUAAUAAUUUCAGAGGUUUGAGCGCUGAAGUGAAACCAGAAUCAUUGCUGAUACCAUCAAAUGAAAGUUCAGUUAAAGUCGAGGAAGAACUUGUUGAUGUGAAACCUGAGCGAAUUGAAAUCGCAGAUACAAAUACACCAUCCACAUCCACAGCCACACACGUCAAACAAAAAUCGAUUUAUGUUAGCACACGAACUGAUCUCGGAGCAUCGCCAACAUAUUCGGAAACUGUUAGAGAAGUUCAGCGACCUGCUGAUAGACGGGUUUUCAUCAAAGUUCCGUGAGUUACCAAAUAUAUUUUUCUUGUGAACUCGGUAAAUCGUUCUUGUUUUAGUUAUCAAAAGAAGGCUAUGGAACGUGUUUUGGAGAAAUCAACUGUAGAACAACCUACAAAUGUAUCAAUGUAAGUUUGCUGCUUUUAUCCAACUGACUUCUUAAAUCUAUAUUUUUCAGUGACUAUGUUCCAUCUACAAGCGGUCAACCUCGUCAAAUCAAAAGAAUGUAUGAUUCUGUUCCCACGACACAAGGUAUUGUUGUCGAAUCGAAUAAACGCUAUAAAAGAGUUUGCACAAAUUUCGAAACGGAAAAUGGUGUUAUUUGUAAAGAGUGAGUUUUCCCAAAAAAAAACACAUGAACAAUCUCCUAAUAAAUUUAUAAUUAUUUUCAGAAGAAUCUAUCCAUUUUCAACGCCUACAAGUUUGGAAAGUAUAACUAUUGCGAGACCACAAAAAAUCCGCAAUACACCAACUGGACCGUAUCCAAAAGCAGACCUGUUAGUUUUUUUGUUGAUUUUUUUCAAGCAAAAGAAUAACUGGAAAAUAAUUUUCAGCUCCUCUACACCAGAUCAAAAACCCAACGAGAAGUCUUGA